AUGUCCGCAUACUACGCCAACGAACAGGCCUGGCCUGCUGGCCGCCAGCCGUCCUGGGAGGGCCCCGCCCCGCCCUCGCGCUCUGGCACCAGCUCCACCGUCCAGCGCGAUGAUGGCGCCGCCUUCGCCUCGCAAAUAGAAGAGGUCGAUCGUGCCAUUGACAAUCUAUACAAGAGCGGCAAGAUGCCCAUGUAUGGCGGCGGCGGCGGCGGCGGCGUGCCCGGCAUGCCGCCGGUGCCUGGUGUCCCCCGCCGCGACUCGAUGCCACCGAUGGGCGGCCGCCCAUACGGUGGCGAGUUCGACCCGCGCAUGGCCGGCAGCCAGCGUCACCACUCGGUAAGCGACUACGAUGGCAUUCGCUCGAAUUCGGCCCAGAACCUCCAGGGGUACUACGCCAAUCAGCGCUUUGCGCCGCGUCCCAACGAGACCGACCAAAUGAUGCAGGCUAAGCGGCGCAUGGCUGCUCAGCGGGAACGGGAUCUUCGCAACUACCACCAGGAGCAGCAAUACAACCGGAGUGUUCUUUCAGAUAUCUCGGGAGCCAAGUCCGACCGUUCAAUGUCUCCCAACGCCAUGAGUGAGGACGAGCGCCGUGAGCUCAUCGCGCGCCAGCACCGUGCCCUGUAUGGCGAGAACUCGACCAUUUACGCCGACGGCACUCCCCGCCAGCCCAGCCAGGACGCCCGGGUCGCAACGAGCCUCGCCGGCCGGGGUCCCUCGCCGCUUGCCUUCGACCCCUUCAGUAUGCAGAGCGGCGGCGAUCCGGCGGUGCAGAUGCCGGCCCGUGACGGCAAGGAUGCAAACGCCGGGGCCCAGCGCUCUCGUGCCAACAGCACUUCGUCGCCCUCGUCGAACCACAAUGCGUCCUUCAGCCUGUUCGAGAAUGCCCAGCAGUCGAGCCGGACCUCGAACUCGUCGCCCACCGGCGGCUCUCCUCCUCGCGGCGGCAUGAAGUCAGGCGGAUCUACGGGCGUCGCGCCGAUCGGCACUCGGCCGACGCAGGCCGCGGGCCAGGCCGCGAACCCGGCGCUCAGCAAGCGCUCGACCACGCCUCUCCCGUCGCCCUUGAGCUUUGGCUUCACGGCCAGCGAGCAGCAGGGCAACGAGCGCUCCGCGUCCACCUCGUCCAACCCCUCGUCGAGCAUCACCGACAAGGGGGGUGUCGCCGGCCUCGGCUGGGGCAGCAACAGUGGCGUGUGGGGCUCGUCGAAGAGCUCCCUCGGCGUCCAGGCCUCGGUCUGGGGCUAA
This is a messenger RNA of Diplodia corticola, 1248 nucleotides long. RefSeq lists its product as uncharacterized. The record is from RefSeq and is a predicted model, not a curated record. The transcript has 5 exons. The coding region runs from base 1 to 1248 and encodes 415 amino acids. Lineage: Eukaryota; Fungi; Ascomycota; Dothideomycetes; Botryosphaeriales; Botryosphaeriaceae.